This is a messenger RNA of Ruditapes philippinarum (Manila clam), 1889 nucleotides long. Its product is annotated as arachidonate 12-lipoxygenase, 12R-type-like. The record is from RefSeq and is a predicted model, not a curated record. Gene Ontology annotation, molecular function: metal ion binding; oxidoreductase activity, acting on single donors with incorporation of molecular oxygen, incorporation of two atoms of oxygen. NCBI's taxonomy places the organism in Eukaryota, Metazoa, Mollusca, Bivalvia, Venerida, Veneridae. The coding region runs from base 594 to 1889 and encodes 431 amino acids. Gene Ontology annotation, biological process: lipid oxidation. The transcript has 7 exons.
ACCAACCCUCGUACAUUACCUCCGUAUAAAAGAGGUUGACCUGGAGGGGACAGACAUUUCCAUUCGCUUGAUGCUUCUUAUAUAUUUGUAUGAUAUGACAUUUGUGCGCUAGAGAAGACAGAGCUUAUAUUUGAGUACCACGUGUCAGCCCGCAAGGAUGAAGAGUUUAUCAAAAGUGACAAUUAAAAAGGAACAUGAAUAUACACUUGACAUUGAGGCUGGCGAUAAGCCGCUAGGUGCAUGCAGGGGUAUAAUAAAUAUCAGGUUUCGAGGCAAUGGCAAAGAGGGUGACGAAGAAGAGUUUGCUGUAGCUCACUUUCCUGACAACUUUGAAAGAGGUUUUACUACUACAUUCGAUGUGGUUGAACCAAAGAUUGACGUGAUUGAUGAGAUCGAGAUCCGUGGUGGUACAAUGAUUGGUGAGAAAGGGUGGAAAAUUGACAGAAUUACAACAACUAACAAAAAAACAGGAGCAAAAUCGGUAUUUCCAGUAUUCACCAACAUAAAAUGUGAUCAAACUUACAAGAACAAACGAUGUAUCACUGCCACAAAAGAGUUCAAAUAAAGAGGAAAGAAAACGUGAACUCAAUGAGAUGCGAAAGCUCUAUGAACUGACAGGGGAAAGACUACAAGGCUGUCCUCCUCUCGUAAAACAACUUCCACUAAAUGAAGCAUUUUCGUUUGCAACGCAAGCAUUUGGAAUAGGCGGAAAAUUACUCUCACUAAAAGCAGUAGCAAAAUGGGAUGAACUUACAUCUGGGCAGUUUGAAUCAUUUGAAGAUAUGGAGAAAGUAUUUGGAACGGUUUUCCCGAAACCAUCAAACUUACGAAGAUGGAAAGACGAUAAAUUAUUUGGAAUGCAGCGUCUGAUGGGUGUAAAUCCUGACGUUAUUCACCUCUGCACGAAGAUUCCCUCAAAACUUCCCGUCAACAAUGAAAUGCUGAAGCCUUUUCUAGAAAUGAGUUUGGAGGAUGCCUUAACAAAGAAUCGUAUCUUCAUAAUAGAUUAUGAGAUAAUGGAUGGUUUACCAAUAAAGUCGGGCUUUACCAUGACCAGUCCCAUUGCGCUUUUUUAUCAACAAAAUGAUGGUACUCUUAAACCGAUCGCUAUCCAACUAUUUCAGAAGCCAGGUGUCGAUAACCCUGUGUUUCUGCCGAGUGAUCCUGAAUAUACAUGGGUUCUAGCUAAGAUGUGGUUCAACGUCGCAGAUGACCAACUAUCAACGAAUCCCGGAAAAAUAAAAGCUUGGCGAUUGGAUGUUGACGGUACACUGCCGAAUGACAUAAAAGAACGCGGUUUAGAUGGCUCUUCUUGUUUGCCCGAUUUUUACUACCGAGACGAUGCGAUGGAGAUUUACAACGCAAUUUUAAAAUAUGUACAGAAAUACAUUAAUCUUUACUACGCCUCGGAUAAGGAAGUUCUGAAUGACGAAGAGCUUCAGCAAUGGAGGAAGGAAAUGGUUGCUCCAGUUGAUGAACAAGGUCUUGGUAUGCUCGUGUAUUUGGAAAAGAUGACAAAUUUACUGAGAAAAAAUCAAUAUGAGGAAUACGCCUUCCCACCAAAUUUCGAUAACCUUACGGGAAUUCCACCAAAAACAAAAGACAAACUGAAAGAGGAGAAUCUUAAUGCAACAUCUUCCACAAAAAGUAACAACGUACGACACACGCUGGUUAUAACAGACACACUGAGCACUGACAACACGCAUGCGCUAGGGAACUUUGAAGUUCAGUAUAUAACUGAUGUCAAAGCGCUUAAGAUUCUUGAUGAGUUCAAAGCAGACCUUGCAAAAAUAGCGCAAGUAAACAAAGAGAAAAACAAUAAGGACAGAAAAAUUGAAAAGUACUGGGCUCUUAAUCCAAAGCGUGUCCCAAAUUCUAUUGCUAUUUAG